UAUAAUGCGUGCAUGUAAAGCAUUUAUUUUAAUUAAACAUAAAAUCAACCACUGUUUGCAUGACAUGUCAUCAUUUUCAUGGAAAAAGAUCCCAGAUUUUUACUUUUAUUUUUUACCACCCCGGGUUUUGCGCUACCCGUGUUGUUUUCCUACCUAAUUCGAUACCUUAAUUCAAUGGCCUCUCAAAUGGUCGUCAUGGAAACGGUUCGUCAAAACAAAGCGGAAGGAAGUGCUUUUCAUGUACAAAAUUUUCUGGAGAGAAAAAGCCUGAAUGAUUCCCAAGGGAGCAAAAUAUGUAACAAAUCUCACUUAGCAAAUCGAACACGACACUUGAUGCUAAUUUUGAGCCCACCAAACAGAGGGAAAAAAGUACUCACGUUAUACUUUUCUUGUUAUUUACUGCCAAAUGGUAUUAAAAUUCAGGAAUAAUUAAAAACUUCGAUAACCUCAUCCCGGUGUUUUAAGAGCGACGAUAAUUGCAAUUUAUCAGGUCGUAAAGAAAUUGCGUGCUCAGUAAAAGCUUAACAUUAGUGAAAGGGAGUAGAAAUUUGGAAAUAGUUAUUUAAAUUACACGGCACCGGCCGACGACGCCAUGAGCUAUGCGAGAAAAACGUCCCCACCACCGAUGUGGAGCAAGGCAUCAUCCCAAGUCCCCGAGAAGAAUCAUAUGACUGAAAACUAUCGAAGGAUGAAAACCAUUGCGGCAGACGGACAGAGGAAGCGAUUCGAACCUUUGAAGGCCCGAUUUGUUCCCGGAGUUACAAAAAAUGAUCGAUAUGCUCACGUCCCGUCUAAAGUGGGAGCGUUUUUGAAAGGAGGUCAAUCCCUGAUACCUCCACAGAGAUCAUUUUCAGACGAACUUGCAAACCGCAGGGUGCAACAGGGUCAAAAAUUUGUGGUAAAUGGAGGAGGACCAAGAAAUAGAUCUACACCACUCCCACAACAUGGACAACAGCAGUAUCAUCAGCAAAAUGGGAAUGGAAUAGCACAUGGGCCGGCAGUAAAUAGAUUAUCUCGUAGUUCAAUAGACCUGAGGUCACAGACCAGCCAGUCUGGAUUUAAUCAUCCCCUGCAACGUCAAGGUUCCAUUAGUGCUUCUGGAGACGGAUUUCACGAAUUCCCAAGUGUACAAAUCCUACAGCCAAAUCCUCCCGAUGAGUCGAUUUACAAAUGGAAAUUCAAUGAUGAAGAUGAACUUGUAAGGAAUGGUGGUGGUGGUGCUAAUUUUCAUAGCAGUCAACACAGUCUGCCACCACAAGCCCAUCAACCACAUUGCCAUCGUGUCGAAUACCUUCCUUGUGACGGGAUAUGUGCUUCGGAAGAAACGAUCGUUAAUAAUCCUGACAGUGCUCGAUCCACUUCAUCCCGAACUUCGCGAGGAUGUAAUACAGAAGAGACGAGAAUAUUUCCGGAAGCAAAGAUGCAGCAACAGCCAUACCACUUUAGAGGGAUGACUCUUGGCGCACACGACGCCCAAUCGAGCAACGACCUUCGCCCUAAUAAUCAAAACUUUUAUCAACCCCCCUCCUCCUCGAAUCACUUGGAUCGAUCGCAACAAACAGGAAUGACCAGCAUAAGUGGUUUCACUAAUGGAAAUCAUAUUCCAACAAACGCCCCUGUUUCGCAUCGUCGAUACCAAGAAAGGCAAGGUGGAUCUCUGCAAGAAAAACGAGCCAAUGAACGAAACCUUUAUCCAUUUAAUGGCGAAGGGAAUGGUGUCAGCGUCGCGGACCAAAUGAGAAGUUUGAGUAUUCGUGACCAAGAACGACAUAAGGAACGGCUGCUGAAAUCUAACAGUUCUAGAGACGUUGGUGUGGGUGGAGAUGUUCCUCACACGUUAGGAACUGUUCCAAAGUACUUAAAACAACGUCAAAAGGAAUGGCGAGAAGAAGAGGUAGCUAAGCAAGAAGCGGAGCAAAAUUCUCACAUUCCAAAUGGCUAUGUCCUCAUGUCCGAAGAUGAGCGGAUGGAUAACUUGAGACAAUUUCGAAAAAGUUACGAAAUGUUGAUUGCUGAACUGAACAGAAUCCCCAUUACUGUCGAUACAAUGCGUGUUCGAACUCACAAAGCGGAUAUAGAAAAACAGCUCACACGCUUGGAGGAAGCCAUGAAGACGUUUUCGCGACCAAAAGUAUGGGUCAAAGUGGAUGACUGACACCUAGUGCUUAUCCAUAAUGCAAAUAGUUCCAUCCCGACUAUUACCAAUACAACAAUUCCUACAUUCACUCCAACCGCAACCCAGUGCACCUAGAAACAUGUCCAUAUAAAUAAUAAAAUAUAAUGAAAAUACUACUGUACAGCUUAACUGUGUACCCAAAUCGAAUAAUAUUUUGUACAGUACCAGUCAUUAUAUGAAUCUUACUUGAUAUUGUGUGUAUACAGAUUUGACUCGAGGUAUAUACAAAUAUUUUAAUAUGUACUACUUACUACGAGAAGGGAUUAUAUGCUAAUUAAUUAUAUUAAUUGCAUAUUAUGCAAAUUAUAGUACGGCAGACUAAUUUAUGGUGCCUUCGUCAAUCUCUUCGUAUAAUAUCGUGCAUUAUUUAUUACAAUAUUUGUAAGUUCAGUAAUAUAUGUUCAACAUGAAAAUCCACAAUAAUCAUUUUAAUUAUACUUAUAAAUUAAAAGUUUUAAUUGUUAUAUCUGUCAUGUAAUAUGCACGUGAAAAUAUUAACGUUUUAUCUGAAACUCAAUUUUACCGAAAUAAAUGAAUAUAACCAA
Molecule: messenger RNA, 2721 nt
Organism: Folsomia candida
Lineage: Eukaryota; Metazoa; Arthropoda; Collembola; Entomobryomorpha; Isotomidae
Exons: 7
Coding region: 593-2155 (520 amino acids)
Cellular component (GO): cytoplasmic microtubule
Source: RefSeq, a predicted model, not a curated record